Klebsormidium nitens is the source of this 375-nucleotide messenger RNA. NCBI's taxonomy places the organism in Eukaryota, Viridiplantae, Streptophyta, Klebsormidiophyceae, Klebsormidiales, Klebsormidiaceae. The record is from the annotation of a GenBank genome assembly.
AUGGCGGCUGAGGAAGCAGUGGCGGCGGAAAGGCUGAAGUUGGCAAUCAUGACGAAGAGGCUGGAAGCGUUGCAGGUUGAGAUGCGCUUGAGGCUGGCGGAGGUGGCAAAGGCGCAGUGCCCUGUGUUAGAAUCCGGUGAUUAUGCCGGCGGGAGCGCAGGGGGGUACAAAGAAGGCUUCAGUGCCGAGCAGUUGUCAACAUAUGGUACGGAUCUGGGCGCCGCUGACGGGCCUCCCGCGUUGGACGGCAGGGCGGUCCAGGGAGAUUCUAUUGAGGCGACAGGAUCCUGUCGCGAGGUUGCGGCGCCCGGGAGAGAGGAGACGGGAACGGGGACACUCAAGAGGAGCGCGUGGAGGGGACUGAAGAACAAAUAG